Molecule: messenger RNA, 1587 nt
Organism: Alternaria arborescens
Lineage: Eukaryota; Fungi; Ascomycota; Dothideomycetes; Pleosporales; Pleosporaceae
Exons: 1
Coding region: 1-1587 (528 amino acids)
Biological process (GO): transmembrane transport
Molecular function (GO): transmembrane transporter activity
Source: RefSeq, a predicted model, not a curated record
AUGGCACCCUCUUCCACAUCCUCCUCAGUACCCGCUGGCCCACAGCAAUCUUCCCACCCGGCCACCGAACCUGAACAUCAAACAACCGAGUCUGAGAAAAACACCAAAUACGCCUCCAUUAAACCUGCACCACGGCCUGAGGACGAGCAACAAGGCCGUCUCCAACUCCAACGCACAGUUUCAUCAGUCAGCCACCAUGACAUGGCUAAUGUGCAAUACGUCGCAACAGGCGACAACGACACCAUCUACAACAAGUUCACCCCACGCCGAAAAAUGGUCAUCGUCGCCGUCGUCUCCUUCUGCAGCUUCCUAGCCCCCAUCUCUUCGACAACGGUCCUUUCUGCCGUUCCCGAAGUAGCAAAAACGUUCAAUACGGACGGCUCCAUCAUCAACGUCUCAAACGCCUUGUACAUGCUCUUCAUGGGCCUUUCCCCCUGUUUCUACGGGCCCUACGGAAACAUCUACGGCCGGAAGUGGGUGAGCGUCGUAAGUGCCGCGUUAUUCACCGCAUUCAGCAUCGGCACGGCGCUGAGCCCCAACCUCGCUGCCUUCUUCGUCUUCAGAAUCCUGACCGCGUUCCAAGGCACCGCCUUCCUCGUCAUCGGAUCAGCCGUCAUAGGCGACAUUUACAAGCCGACCGAGCGCGCAACAGCGCUAGGUUGGUUCCUAUCUGGCACGCUGAUUGGGCCUGCGCUGGGCCCGUUUAUCGGUGGAAUUAUAGUCACGUUCCGCUCGUGGCGCGACAUCUUCUGGCUGCAGACGGCGCUCGCCGGUGCCGCGACGCUGUUUUGUGCGUUCCUCCAGCCCGAGACGAUACACAGCAAGCGCGCCGAUGAGCUCGCGGGUCUGCCUGCAAAGCAGCGCGCAAGCAAAAUGUGGGCGUGGCUUAACCCCUUCCGCGUCGUGAGAUUAUAUCGGUACCCGAAUAUUCUCCUCACGGCCCUCGCGUCCGCUAGCUUGGUUUGGAACAUGUACAGCCUGCUCACGCCUAUCCGGUACGUCCUGAACCCGCGGUUCGAUCUGCAGAGCCCAUUGCAAUCGGGACUCUUCUACAUCGCGCCCGGCUGCGGAUACCUCGUCGGCACCUUCUUCGGCGGCCGCUACGCAGACCACGUUGUGAAGAAGUAUAUCCGGAAGCGGGGCCAGCGCGUAUCAGAGGACCGUCUGCGGUCUUGCGUCUUCUUCCUCGGGGGCGUCAUACCCGCUUGUAUGAUUGUGUACGGGUGGAGUGUUGAGAAGCGCGUUGGCGGUGUUGCGCUCCCCGUCAUCAUGAUGUUUCUCCAGGGCGUGGCGCAAUUGUUUUGCUUUCCUAGUCUCAAUACGUAUUGCUUGGAUGUUAUGCAGGGGAGGAGCGCAGAGGUGGUGGCGGGGAAUUACUUUAUGCGUUACAUGUUUGCGGCGGCGGGGUCGGCGGUGUGUUUGCCUGCUGUUAGGGCGAUUGGCGUCGGCUGGUUUUCGACAAUCAGUGCGGGGUUCUUGGUUGCUGGGGCGGGUAUGACUUAUGCGACGGCGGUUUGGGGAAGGGAGUGGAGAGAGGGGAUUGAGGAGAAGAAGGCGGCGAGGAAGGUGGGGGAUGGCAAGGUGUAG